AUGUUUAAAAACGUGAUAAGGAAAGACCUUCAGAGCUACAGGCCGGCCUCAAACUUGCUUUUGAACGAGAAAAUCACCCAGAUGUUGUCGGAAGGACGACGUGUCUAUCACUUCGCCUUUGGACAGUCACCUUUCCCUGUAAUGGCUGAAGCCCGUGCUGCUCUUGAACGCCAUUCCGGCGAAAAUUCCUACUUACCUGUGGCGGGAAUCAGGCCAUUAAGAGAAUCAAUUUGUAAUUUUCACAAAGAAUUCGAUAAACUAGACAAUCUGAAUCCAGAUAACGUCAUAGUUGGUCCUGGCUCGAAGGAGCUUCUGUUUCUUGUAGAGAAUGUCUUUCAGGGAGACGYGUUUGUCUUGUAUCCUACGUGGAUCACUUAUUCACCUCAGUGCCUUUUGUCUCAUCACCAACCGGUUUUGAUUCGUACCAAGUUUGAAGAUAGCUGGAGAGUGACUCCUAAUGGCCUCGAGAAGGUACUGAAUGAAUCAAAAAGCGAAAAUAGAUUACUUGUAUUGUGCAAUCCUGAUAACCCUACUGGUACUUCGUACAGCGCUGAACAUCUAAAAGCCUUGACCGAAGUGUUCAGAAAAUACAAAGUCGUGGUUGUAUCUGAUGAAAUUUAUGGUAGAYUGAAUUAUACAGAAGACCAUGAAUGCCUUGCAAAAUAUUAUCCUGAAGGCACCAUUGUUUCGACUGGAUUGUCCAAGUGGGCUAGUGCAGGGGGAUGGCGACUUGGCUACCACAUAUACCCAGAAACAUUAAGGGAUCUAUACAUUGCUGUUCAAAGUGCAGCCAGCCAUACAUACUCAACCGCUUCAGCUCCAGUUCAAUAUGCUGCUGUAUCUUAUUUAAAUCUAUCAAAGGAGUCUGUCACUUACAUGCGAAAUACCAGAAGAACCAUGUCGGCAGUGGCGGAAUACUGCUACAAGGAGCUUAUCCAGGUUGGAGUCAAGGUUGUCAAGCCAAAAGGAGGGUUUUAUAUGUACCCCGACUUUGAAAUUAUAAGGCUAAGUCUACGUAAGAGAGGGAUUGAGACUUGUCAACAAAUGUGCGAUGCUAUGUUCAAGGAAGCUUUGAUCGUUCUAAUGCCUUGGGACACAACAGACCAUGAAGGAAAUGAAAGAUUGACUGUACGUUUGUGUUUUGUGAAUUUUAAUGGUGAGAAGGCCCUUAAAGCCUGUUACGAUGUCAUGGAGGGUGGUGGUGUCGACUUGGGGGAUUCAUUUGUAAUGAAACACUGCAAGGAAACUGUGGAUGGUAUGACUAUGCUAUGCAACUGGGUAAAAGAACAAAUGAAAACUAAGUCAGGAAACUGAUUACAUCUUGGACAUUUCUGGACAACUAUAGCUGGGUUCCGAUAAGACUUUCACAA
Actinia tenebrosa (Australian red waratah sea anemone) is the source of this 1370-nucleotide messenger RNA. RefSeq names its product aspartate aminotransferase-like. The record is from RefSeq and is a predicted model, not a curated record. NCBI's taxonomy places the organism in Eukaryota, Metazoa, Cnidaria, Anthozoa, Actiniaria, Actiniidae.